Malania oleifera is the source of this 1375-nucleotide messenger RNA. Its product is annotated as steroid 5-alpha-reductase DET2-like. Bases 172 to 987 code for a protein of 271 amino acids. The transcript is spliced from 2 exons. The record is from RefSeq and is a predicted model, not a curated record. Lineage: Eukaryota; Viridiplantae; Streptophyta; Magnoliopsida; Santalales; Ximeniaceae. Gene Ontology annotation, molecular function: oxidoreductase activity, acting on the CH-CH group of donors. Gene Ontology annotation, biological process: lipid metabolic process.
GCUUGACCUGCCAGCUGCCAAUGUUAGGGUAAAAGCGGUUCGAAUGCGGACCAAAGCUGUCGGUUUGGCGUUGGGCCUUUAAAGCGUCAUGUAAACGCCCUUUCUCUGGCCACCUGCCUCCACACGAGUCUGGACCCAUUCCUUCUCCUUCGAUCGAUCGAGAGAGAGAAGAUGUUUAGUGACUUGUUGCAGAAGUUCGUUUUCCCGUCGUCUGAUCUAUUCGCAGCAAUUCUUUCUCCGAUGGUGUUUUUAUUCUUAGCCUACUUGGGUUUCUCUGAGAUCAGAGGCAGACACCUUCAGUACUCCAAGUUCAGCGACGUCGGCAAUGGUUCCCGGACGUUCACAGGAGCACGGCCGAUUAAGGUCUCCAGUUCAACCGGUAUGCUUAUCCUGUACACUCCCGCCUUUCUCGCCGGCGUCGCUUCCUUCUUCCUCUUCCCCGACGAUUACGAUCUCAGAUUCUUCCUGCUCAGAUCGGCUGUUACUCUCCAUUUCUUCAAACGGGUGUUGGAGGUCCUGUUUGUUCACAAGUAUAGCGGAGGCAUGAUCUUGGACUCCGCCAUCCUCAUUUCUAUUGCCUACGCCUCAGGCGCUGCAUUCAUGAUUUAUGCCCAACACCUCACGAGAGGUUCCCCUGCCCCUCCCAUUGACUUGAAGUACAUCGGGGUUGCCCUAUUUUUGGUGGGGAUCAGUGGUAACUUCUACCACCAUUACCUUCUAUCUAAACUUCGAGACAAGGGCACAGCCAAAGGGUACAAGCUACCGAGAGGGGGCUUCUUUAACCUAGUUAUUUGCCCACACUAUUUUUUUGAGAUUUUAGGGUUUGUGGGAAUUUCAUGCAUCUCUCAAACAUCGGUUUCAUUCUCUGUAGCCAUUGGAACAGGUUUGUACUUGAUGGGAAGGAGCUACAUGACUAGGAAAUGGUACCUUUCUAAGUUUGAAAAUUUUCCCAAGGAGGUAAGGGCCUUGAUUCCGUAUGUGUUUUAGGUAGCGAGACCUACCAGAUCAACUUUAUUUUUUUUGGAUUACGCACCGGGUAUCCACGUGUUUGUUUUACGGUCCACGUGACUAAUCUUGCGCCCCUUGAAGUUGACCCCACAACUCCAAAGGGAGGGUAAAUUCAGGAGUGCAAGGGCAGAAAUGAGCUCAGGAGGGUUUGAACACCUGACCUCAGGAGAGACACUUCCGCAGCCCACACUACCACCUGAACCACACCCUAAGGGUUACCAGAUCAACUUUAUUGAUGCACUGCUUUAUGCAUCCAAAACUUUCUGUGUGUUUUAGGCAUACAACCGUACCAAUAACAAUUAGUUCUAUAUGAUUGUAUUUGCAAUUUUCUUUGGUAUAUAGUGGCGCAAAAGUCUAUUAGGGAUCA